Messenger RNA from Lepidothrix coronata (blue-crowned manakin), 491 nucleotides. RefSeq names its product immunoglobulin-like and fibronectin type III domain-containing protein 1. The transcript has 3 exons. Bases 159 to 491 code for a protein of 110 amino acids. Lineage: Eukaryota; Metazoa; Chordata; Aves; Passeriformes; Pipridae. The record is from RefSeq and is a predicted model, not a curated record.
UGGGCGGGAGUGAGGAAGGGGAAACUGUGCCAGUGAAGGGAGCAGUGUCAAGGUCUGUCCUUUCCCUUGUGAACUGUGAAUAAUGCAGUGAUUUGUCCUUUUUCCCAGGAAAACCCCCGACCUGUUUGUGGUGAUCCCAGAAAGCUGAGCAGGGCACCAUGACCAGCCCCCAGCCAGUAAAAACCUUCAAGAAAUCUGCUAUCCCAGGGGUUCUCAUCACCCAGUUUGUGAAUGAUGUUCCGGAAGGAUGCAGUACACCUGACUUUGAGAGGAAACCUCUCACCCUGACCCUGCAGGAAGGUAAAAAUGCCAUUUUCAGAGCUGUGGUCAAAGGUGUCCCAACCCCAGAGGUGAAAUGGUCACGUACACGAAAAGGGAUGGAUGACCCUGCCAAGUAUGAAAUGUCCUUCAAUAGUGCUACGAAUGAAUUCAUUCUGCAGGUAAAGAUCAAAUAUUCCAGAAAGGACUUGUGGAACUUGAGAGAGAAAUGA